Molecule: messenger RNA, 210 nt
Organism: Symbiodinium sp. CCMP2456
Lineage: Eukaryota; Dinophyceae; Suessiales; Symbiodiniaceae
Source: the annotation of a GenBank genome assembly
GCAUUGGGGUCGGCUGGACCUUCAUCUGUCAGCCUUGGAGCUCGAUCCCUCGUCGCCUCGCUCCUGGCUGAAUGCAGGAGUCGCCAUGUCUGCCGAGGACGAGGUGGAAUUCCAGGGCCAGCGUUGGUCUCGGAAGGCAGUCCUUCGGCGGGCGGAGGAGCUGGCGCCAUGUCGCAGCAGGCAGGCCGAUGGAUUGAAGCCAGAGGUUAA